AUGAAUAGCGAUUCUGCAAGUGGGCAGUAUGUGGAAAACAGUCAAUCUUGGGAAAAUCUCUACCCUGGAUGGAGAUUGGAUGCAAAUACUGGCCAUUGGUAUCAAGUUGAUGCAAACAUUAUUCCACAGGAGAGUUAUGACAACCCAACGAGUAACUGGGAAAGCGUUGCUUCUACUGAGACCUCGGAUGCUGCUUAUCUGAGUCAGAGUACAACAUCCGCAGUGGCUGGCACAGCUGAGAGUGUGUCCACCUGGAACCAGGUUUCACAGGUGAGCAAUGGAUAUCCACAACACAUGCUCUUUGACCCCCAGUAUCCAGGGUGGUACUAUGACACUACUGUUAGAGAAUGGCGCUCCCUGGACAGCUACAACCACAACCAGGCUUCUCAAACAACUGCAUCUGGUCAAGCUCAUGGUCAGCAAGUUCAGAAUGGUCAUGCUAGCAUGUAUGAUGCUAACGACAAAAGACAGACAUUCAAAGUUCAAGAGUUUGGUAUGCAGAGCGAACAAGGAAGCUGGGACCAUUCUUACUAUGCCAACAAUCAGCAGGCUACAAACACAUGGCAACCAGAAAAUGGAGGUGGGGCUGAGGUGGCUGUAACUUCUGCCUCAUUAUCAAACUUCGGAGGAAACCGGCAAGUAAAUAGUUUGUACAGUACAGAAUCUGUGGCUGAACAGUUUAAACAAAAUGAGGUUGGAGUUCAAGACUUCAUUCCUCACCAUAUGAAUGUGGCUAGUGUCACGCAGAAUGGUCAACCGAGUUUCUCAAACGAUUUCUAUAAUAGACAGAAAUCUGUAGAUGAUGCUCAACAGUCAUUUCAGAGCAAUCAGCUUUUCUCCCCAAGUACAGGGAGAUCACCUGAUCGGCGUCCACCACAUGCACUUGUCAGUUUCGGGUUUGGUGGGAAGCUCAUUGUUAUGAAGGAUAGUGAUGGCUCUGUGCAGAAUUUGUCAUUUGGUAGUCAGGGAACAAGGGGAAGCUCUAUCUUUGUCUUAAACUUGGCAGAAGUUAUUUCUGGGAAUUCCUCUUAUUCAAGUCUCGGAGAAGACUCUUCGGGUUACUUUCGUUGUCUGGAUCAACACCCUCUUCCAGGUCCCUUGGUUGGAGGAAAUGUUGGAAGCAAAGACUUACAUAAGUGGCUUGAUGAGAGAAUUUUGAAUUGCGAAUCUUCCCAUAUGGACUUCGCAAGAGGGAAACUUCUAAAGAUGCUUCUUUCUUUGCUCAAAUUAUCCUGUCAGUAUUAUGGGAAACUCCGGUCUCCUUUUGGAACUGAUGCAGCGCAGAAGGAAACGGAUUCUGCUGAAGCAGCUGUUGCUAAACUUUUUGCAUUUGCCAAGAAAGAUGGUUUCCAAAAUGGUGGUUAUGCUCCUUUUAGCCAAUGCUUGCAGCAGUUACCACCUGAAUCACAAAUGCAAGUAACUGCUUCAGAGGUGCAGAAUCUUCUUGCUUCGGGUAGGAAAAUGGAGGCUCUGCAGUGUGCUCAAGAAGGCCAUUUAUGGGGACCAGCGCUUAUUAUUGCGGCACAGCUUGGGGAUCAGUUCUAUGCGGACACUGUGAAACAAAUGGCCCUUCGCCAGCUGGUACCUGGGUCACCUCUGCGGACAUUGUGCUUGCUAGUUGCAGGGCAACCAGCUGAAGUGUUCUCCAAUGGCAGUACAAGCGAAAUCAGUUUUCCUGGUUCCGGAAGGGUGCCUCAACACCAGCCCGAGUUUGGAAGUAGUAGCAUGCUUGACAAUUGGGAAGAGAAUUUGGGUAUAAUAACUGCUAAUAGAACCGCAGAUGAUGAGCUUGUGAUUACUCAUCUUGGAGAUUGCAUGUGGAAAGAAAGGGGCGAGAUAAUUGCGGCGCAUAUUUGCUAUUUAAUCGCGGAUAAGAACUUUGAUCCAUACUCAGAUAGUGCCAGGCUCUGCCUUGUUGGAGCCGAUCACUGGAAAUAUCCUAGAACUUAUGCAAGUCCAGAGGCUAUACAGAGAACAGAGUUAUAUGAAUACUCUAAGACGCUGGGAAACUCUCAGUAUAUCCUCCUACCGUUUCAGCCGUAUAAAGUCAUAUAUGCCCAUUUGCUGGCUGAAGUUGGUAAACUUUCGGCUGCACAGAAGUACUGUCAAGCAGUAUUAAAAUGCCUCAAGACUGGCCGAUCACCUGAAGUGGAAACGUGGAAACAGUUUGCUUUAUCACUUGAGGAGAGAAUCCGUUUCCACCAACAGGGUGGGUAUACUGUAAAUUUGGCCCCAACAAAACUAGUUGGAAUGUUGAAGAACUUUAUUGAUAGUACGGCAAAUCGUGUUGUUGGGACCAUGCCGCCACCUGCACCACAUUCAACAACAGGAAGCCUACAGCAGGUAAAUGAGUAUCAUAAUCAACAGCAGGGGGCCAGUAAGUUACCAUAUAGUCAAUCGGCUAGUACAAUGCAAUCGUUGAUGCCACCUGCUUCAAGGGAACCCACACAUGACUGGAGUGGGAACGGGAGGUCGAUGGCAGUGCAUUCUAGAAGUGUCUCAGAACCAGAUUUGGGUAGGACGCCGAUACAGGAUCAGCCUGACUCCUCAAAAGACAAAGCGACUGAUGGAGUGACACAGGUGAAACCAACUGGGAAUGUGACAAGUUCGCGGUUUAGCCGCUUUGGUAUUGGCAUACUGAAGAACACCGUAGGGAGGGUCUUACAAUCUCGGUCAUCUAAAGAGGCCAAACUGGGUGAGGAGAAUCAAUUCUACUAUGACGAUAAAUUAAAGAGAUGGGUGGAGAAAGGUGUAGAACCCCCUGCUGAGGAAGCUGCACUGGCUCCUCCUCCAACACUGGGCACGUUCCAAAACAAGUCAUCGGGUUAUGAAAACAAAUCUGACAUGAAGAACGAGAUGUCUCCGUCUGGUAGGAGCUGGAGCACUGGCAGCCCAACUCCGUCGGAGAAUUCUUCAGGAAUGCCACCAAUCUCACAGGGCUCAAAUCAAUUCUCAGCUCGUGGACGUAUGGGUGUUCGUUCAAGAUACGUUGACACCUUUAAUCAAGGCCGUGGAAACUCUCAGGCCAUGUUUCAGUCACCUCAGGCACAAUCUGCUAAACCACCAAUCCCAACAAAAGCAAAAUUCUUCAUCCCAGCAGCACCUGCAUCGUCUUUAAACGACCAGGUAACGGAAUCGGCUGCUGCUGAAACCAGACAGGAGGAGUACUCGGGAGAAGAAGCUUCUGCAGGGGCUCCACCACCACCAAGCCAGUCUUCGUUCCAGUCCCCGACACCAUCUCCGAUGACAAUGCAGAGAUUUCCAAGUCUAGACAACAUCAAAAGAAGUGGAUCAGGAAUAAGCCUCAACCUCAAUGGUGAUCUUCCUCCUUCAGGAUCAAGAAGGACAGCUUCAUGGAGUGGAAGCUUCAACAGCUCGUUUGCAUCUCCAACGGGACCAUCACCAUUCAAACCAAGCCCACUUAACAGUAGUAGCAGCAGCUUAGGAGAGGAGCUACAAGAAGUGGAACUGUAA
Microthlaspi erraticum is the source of this 3474-nucleotide messenger RNA. The record is from the annotation of a GenBank genome assembly. Lineage: Eukaryota; Viridiplantae; Streptophyta; Magnoliopsida; Brassicales; Brassicaceae.